Messenger RNA from Pectinophora gossypiella (pink bollworm), 2820 nucleotides. RefSeq lists its product as uncharacterized. The transcript has 6 exons. Lineage: Eukaryota; Metazoa; Arthropoda; Insecta; Lepidoptera; Gelechiidae. Bases 642 to 2186 code for a protein of 514 amino acids. Gene Ontology annotation, molecular function: DNA-binding transcription factor activity. Gene Ontology annotation, biological process: regulation of DNA-templated transcription. The record is from RefSeq and is a predicted model, not a curated record.
UUGAAAGUUUGCUGUAAUAUUAUUUCUAAGGAUUUCUGUUUUUCCUGGAAGUCUAUACGUGAUCACAGAAUUUAGGGUGUUUAAUUGAUUUUAAAGUUUGUGUAGUGUGAAUUGGGAUAAUUAUUGAAUAUUCUAUCUAUUAGGUAUAUUAGUUGUUACCAGUCUGUAACUCUGGGUGGGAACAUAUUUUCACCGUGUUUAUAUUUGGUCUUAUUGAGUUAUAAGACCUCCGACAGUGGGAAUUCUUGGAGAAAAUUACAGAAGUCAAGGAAAUAUCCAGAGUGGUGGUUUUAGAACUGUAUAACAUGAGCUGUGUGUACACCAAACCAUCCCAAAACCAGUACACGAAUUAUUGCGAGUCAUUGCAGACCUCGCCGUAUUGUCAGCAGAUUUUGCAUCGAAUGAAGUUGUGGUCUAUGCGAAAGGACAAGAUUAAGAAAUUUAAGACAACAGUUUUUAGACGACAUAUCAAGAUGCCUACAGUCGUUACAGUUACUUGGGUGGGAGCCUAAAGAGCUACAAUUUCAUUAGGAGCUCACGACGAGUUCGAACAAUUCUAUACAAAAUGGUUGCUCAAAAGAUCACCUGUCCGUGUCCGAGCGACGAUAUCGGAAGUCAGUACGACACAAACACCAAAAGAUAUGGUUUUUUCGCAAACGAGUCUCAAUACUCACAGUCAUUUGAAAGUGGUAGAGCUAAAUCGUUUAAAGCCAGAGAAGGUGAACGGCACAACCGGAGUGAUUACCGGCGGAAAUACUCAACCAGCGGAACCUCAGCCUGCGCCCACCACCAGCUUUUCAGAGGUAUUUUUGAAACCGGAGCCCCAAUUCGAGAGCACAAUGUUCAACGAAACCGAUUGCGAAUUCUUCCAAGAUCUGGUAAAGUGGUGCUCAGAUCCCGCGAAGGAAGAACUGGUCGAGACUGAUUCCCUAAAACAACGUGAAGAAAGCUCACACAACACUGACACACUACACACAACAUUCUCGCCGCAAGGCUGGGAUGUAUUGGACGUUAACUCUCCAGUCCAGGCAGGGUAUUACAACACUACACCUAAUGACCCACUGUCACCUACUAUGAGCGGAUUGCCCACAUUUGAUAGCAAAUUCUCCUUUAAAACUGACGAGGAAGACACGAAAAACUUACAAUACAAAGAACAAAUGUGGGAUAUACCAAACCUGCCUGUGGUGUUAGGGGACUUAGCGUCUGAGGAGAUGGCCGAUUUUAACCCGAACCCCAUAACGGGGGAAGUCGGCUUCUACAAUCACACUUUCGAGUUACACGACACAGAAUACACUCCAGCAAUGAACACACAGAAAAUGUUACUCAUGGACGAAGAGGAUUCCGUCGACCUGAAACUGAAUGCAGUAAUACCAAGUGAGGUCGAGAACAACAACAUUGUGGUCACGGAAUGCAUCAUCGGCGAUAAAGGAGUUUUGGAGAGGCGUCGCCCAGAUCGGCGCGGUGCCGGACUCACUCUCGAGGUGCCGCCAGCCGCGCCGUGGGCGGCAGGGACUAUCAGUACACCUGAAGUCCUCAGUUACGUCGAGCAAUUGGAAAAGGAGAAAGGACCUAUACCAAUAGCGAGACCAACUCAGCCAUGGCCAUUGCAGGACAUGGGAUAUGUGUCCACUGUUACAAGCUCGGAGAUUACAUCAAUUCCACCAUCAGACUACGAGCCCAACACUCCUAAGAGCGAAUCUCAUCUGGAAUCCGACGUAGAAGACGCGAAAUCCUGCUCCAGCUCAAGAAAGCGUCGCAACAGUGAAGAUUCAGAUGAAACUUAUACGCCUUACACAGAAUACACACCUCGCAAGUAUAAGAGAAGAAAGCCUUCCAUACCGAUAAAAGAUAUGAUACUAGCUCUGGAAGAGUCACAGCAGCUGCGGAAGGCGAAGCGAGGUCGCCCUCCGAAAAGAAGAGAAAGCACAGUUUCGUCAGUGUGCAGUAUGGAUGACAACACAUCGACCGCGUCUACACAUGAAUUAGUAUAUAGGAGACAAAGAGAUAAAAAUAAUGAAGCAUCUAAAAGAUCGCGAAUGAACAGGAAACUCAAAGAACUCCAAACGGAACAGUUAGCAAUAGAGCUAGAAGAAAGAAAUAAAAAAUUGAAAGUUAAAGCCGACAUACUAGAAGAUAUGACAAAAAGAUUGAAAGAUGCAUUAAUGACAGCAAUAUUGCAAAAAUAAAUAGGUACAGUAUAUUUGGUCACUAAAUUGUACAAAAGUUGAAACUUUGAGUUUCCUGGUCGUUCUUGGGACAUCUAUCACUGAGAUAAUGUUGUAAUUACUUACUUGUAAAAAAGUACAUUCGUGGUGCCUAUAUUUGUUUCCUGAAUGUAUCACGAAUAUAAGUAGUUUGCGAUGUUUUCGAAGAUUAUGGGUAGAUUACAGUAGUUAUAAAAUAGCAAUGCAUUUAAGGCUAAUUUUAUUGUAAAAAAAUUACUAAAUAAAUGUAAAAAAAAACAGAAUAUACCUACUGAUAAAUAAAUAUAGAAUUUAAGAAAUUAAUAAGUUAUUUAAAAUUGAUGUGUGUUAUAUCUUGAAUAUGUUUUUUUAUUACUAUUAUUGGUAGUUUGUGCUACAUCCAUACUAGUUAAUUGAUGUAUUAUUGUUAAUCUUAGACAAUGUUACGUAGGUACGUAAUGUACUAGUAAUACUUAUAUAAAAAGUACUAAUCUGAUGUAGUUUAAGAGUUCUAGCUAAGAUUACAAAAAUUGGAAACAUGUAAUGCAUGCUAUUAAAAAGGUUUUUAUUGGUAUAUUCUUUCUUCUAUUAUGAAAUAAAUAAUUACUACUACAAUAAAAUAAUUACAGUACCACAA